GAGUAACAACGCAAGCCAACGGGCUGUUCUUCUCAAAGCCCGCUCUUACAUCUCAGCGAGCGCCACCGAAGCAGAGCUUCCAGCUGAUGCGUCUUGGAGUUUCAGCUUCUCUACGUCUGGCCACUGGACUGAUGUCUCUUCACACCUACGCUUCGACAAAUCUGUUUUCGGGAGUUUCAUGAAACCGCGUUGAGGAAUGUCUCCUGUAUAUUCCUGUGACAAAAGAAGACCCAAACGCCCACGACUUAGUCCGGAAAAAAGCGGGGUCCCUAUCUGGAUUAUGUGUUUGACUAAUGUAAACAUAUGGAAGAAAUAGAAAAGUGAGCACAUGGGGAAACCACCAGGAAUGAAUCGCUCCCUUAUUAAGGUUUUAGCAGCUUUAUUCAUAUAUGUGAUGGAGACAAACAACUUCAGAGUUGUGGACGCCAAGGAGCACGAUUCCAGAUCAUCCUCCAACCUGUCUCCAUCAGACUUUCUGGACUCACUCAUGGGUCGCACGUCUGGGUAUGAUGCGCGAAUAAGACCGAAUUUUAAAGGUCCCCCUGUAAACGUUACAUGCAAUAUUUUUAUCAACAGUUUCGGCUCUGUCACAGAGACAACUAUGGAUUACAGAGUGAACAUCUUCCUGCGGCAGAAGUGGAAUGACCCUCGGCUGGCGUACAGUAAAUACCCAGAUUCCUCCCUUGACCUGGACCCAUCUAUGCUGGACUCCAUAUGGAAGCCUGACCUCUUCUUCGCCAACGAGAAAGGAGCCAACUUCCAUGAUGUCACCACAGACAACAAGCUGCUGAGGAUCUUCAAGGAUGGGACUGUCCUCUACAGCAUCAGGUUGACUCUCAUUCUAUCGUGCCCGAUGGAUCUGAAGAACUUUCCAAUGGACGUCCAAACUUGUACGAUGCAACUGGAAAGUUUUGGAUACACCAUGAAUGACUUGGUGUUUGAGUGGCUGGAGAACGGUGCAGUACAGGUGUCGGAGGGACUCACUCUGCCUCAGUUUAUCAUGAGGGAUGAGAAGGAGUUGGGCUACUGUACCAAACACUACAACACCGGGAAGUUUACCUGUAUUGAAGUUAAAUUCCACCUGGAGCGCCAAAUGGGCUACUACCUGAUCCAGAUGUACAUUCCUUCUCUCCUCAUUGUCAUCCUCUCAUGGGUGUCUUUUUGGAUUAAUAUGGAUGCUGCUCCAGCCAGAGUGGCGCUGGGAAUCACCACUGUGCUUACCAUGACCACCCAAAGCUCUGGGUCCAGGGCUUCUCUUCCAAAGGUCUCCUAUGUGAAAGCCAUUGAUAUCUGGAUGGCUGUGUGUCUGCUCUUUGUAUUUGCUGCAUUGCUCGAAUAUGCUGGGGUUAAUUUUGUCUCCAGGCAACAGAAAGAGUUCCUUCGCCUGAGGCGAAGACAAAGAAGGAAUCACAAGGAUGACGAUCUGCGUGAAGGCCGCUUUAAUUUUGCCGGCUACAACAUGAGCCAAUGUCUGCCAACAAAGGAUGGCUCAGCUGUUAAAAAUGCUGUUCCAGCUCCCAACCCUCAACAAUCAGCCUCAAAGGACAUAGACACCAUGAGGAAAAAGUUUGUGGACAGAGCCAAGAGGAUCGACACGAUCUCACGGGCUGCUUUUCCUCUGGCUUUCCUCAUCUUCAAUGUCUUCUACUGGGUUACCUACAAGAUCAUCCGGCAUGAGGACAUCCAUAAAAAGUAAAGACUUUGCCGUCGGCUGAGAACAUAUAUUUUACAUUUCUCAGAUUGAGAAAUGCUUAGAAAGCACAGGGAGAUGAGAGGGUAAACUGUGCAUUGAGAGGCACCAUUGUGGUAAUGGGUGGUGUUCUUUCAGGGAUAACGUACAAUAGUUAUGAAUCGUACAGUAAUGUUCAUGAUUUGAUAAUGUGAACAGUUGUUCAGACACAGAUGCUUUAUUUGUUCUUGUACUGCUGCAAAAUAUUUUCUGAAGAUUAUAGAGAAAAGGUCUUAGCUCAAGACUCACUAACAUGCUGGAGAAGAUGGACCAAAAUGAUUUUGAAUUGAUUCAGCCUUGAGGUCUACAACCAAGAAACAGAGGAACAUUCCAUGAAUCCGUAACUCUAAGGUAGCUCUGUCAAGCCCUCAAGACGUUUUGCAAAUUUUCUUACCGAGGUAGCAUAGGACUGUUUUAUAAUGGACUUCUGUCAUAGAACUUCCACCCUAUUUAUACAAAACAUAGCUCUCACAUAGCAUUACAUAACUUUUGGGGCCAGGGACCUCUAAAAAAUAUGUUUCAAGAAGCCCUUAACAAUCGUAACACCACAUUAGCUGAUGUGGUAGAAUCGCUGGAUGAUGUUGAAUAACUCAGUUUCUUAAUGCUUGUCUGCUACUUAGAUUGCUAACAAGCCAAGCUAAACAGCACCCCGUCCUUUUUUUACACAGUUGUCACACUUACAUGUUUCAGAUCAAUUUUAUAAUUAGACAAAGACAAUAUGAAUAAAUACACAAUGUAUUUUUCAAAUGCUGAUUUCAUUUAUUAAGGAAAAAUAGCUACUCAAAACUUUGCGAUGAUAGCCAAAACCUGAUGACUGGUUGUUCCAGCCUUGGCAGUAAGAACUACAGUCAAGAGUUUGAGAUAAUUAUUUGAGCCAUUCAGAUUUUAGACAUGCUGGUGUGUUUCAAAUCAUUGUUCUGCUGCAUAACCUGCUGAAAAUGAUGGCUGGGCAUUCUCCUUUAGGAUAUUCUGGUACAGAAUUCAUGGUUCCAUUAAUUACAAUGAGUCAUCCAGAUCCUAA
Molecule: messenger RNA, 2750 nt
Organism: Haplochromis burtoni (Burton's mouthbrooder)
Lineage: Eukaryota; Metazoa; Chordata; Actinopteri; Cichliformes; Cichlidae
Gene: glra2
Product: glycine receptor, alpha 2
Exons: 9
Coding region: 329-1696 (455 amino acids)
Biological process (GO): chloride transmembrane transport; chemical synaptic transmission; nervous system process
Cellular component (GO): neuron projection; synapse; plasma membrane
Molecular function (GO): transmitter-gated monoatomic ion channel activity; chloride channel activity; glycine binding
Source: RefSeq, a predicted model, not a curated record